Molecule: messenger RNA, 2110 nt
Organism: Ctenocephalides felis (cat flea)
Lineage: Eukaryota; Metazoa; Arthropoda; Insecta; Siphonaptera; Pulicidae
Gene: INPP5E
Product: inositol polyphosphate 5-phosphatase E
Exons: 11
Coding region: 38-1972 (644 amino acids)
Biological process (GO): phosphatidylinositol dephosphorylation
Molecular function (GO): phosphatase activity
Source: RefSeq, a predicted model, not a curated record
UCCAAAAAUUAAUAGUAAAAUUGUAAAAAAUAGAGAAAUGUUAAAUAAAUCCAAAUCAAAUUCACAAGAUGAAUCUGAAACUAUCAUAGCUGAAAAUGAGCUCCAGACGUUCAAUGGAAAUUCUAUUAUUAUGGUUAAGCCUUAUGAAGGAAAUACGAAUAAUGCAUCCUCUUCCGUUCCUAAUGCUUUUGGAGACCAUUCAGUUGAACCCAAAUCAGUUAUAGCUAAGUUAUAUGAAGGAUCUAAUAUAAGACAUUCUAGUCCAAAAACCAUACGUCUUAAAAAACAUGCCAGACCCAGAAGUUCAGCUGAUAAUCACAACUUACUUAAAAAUGAUGAAAAAGUAAGAGGCUUAUGUUGUACACUAAGUGAGAGAUCUUUGAAUCCAUUGAAGUUUGACAUCGCUGCACAUUACAGGAAAGAGCUUUUACAACAUACUUCUUCUCAUUCUUUAGAACUUACUUCUGAAAUUAAGUCAUCUUUAGAUUCCAAUUCUGUUGCAAAUAGUGAUGAUGAUGCACAAAAUAAUUCAAAAUGUAAUAGUGAUGACAACAGUGAUACUAACUCUUCUAGUCAUUUUACCAAACAUUAUCUAGCCUAUAAGUCUGUAGAUAACUUAGUUCUGAAAUCUCAUGAUCCCAUAAUCCAUUCCUCGCCUGAGAGCACUAAAAGCGUACCCACUGGGAAAACCAUGCAUAGAUCUACGUCUCAUGAUACUGUCAUAUGCGAAACCGAAAGCACAGAUUCUUUAGCAAAACAAUCACUUUUAGCCGCACAAGUUUUACAUCUUAUACCUACUACAAUGGCAAGAGAAAGAAAUUAUUUGCAAGGACGAGUAGCAGUCAACUCAUUAUUAGGUUCUGCAGAAUUGGAAAGGGUUUUGCCAGGUCGAGAGGUUAGACUUUAUGUAGGAUCAUGGAACAUGAAUGGACAUUCACCACCAAAUGAAAUGAAUGACUUCAUUUUACCAAAUGCAAUUUCAUAUGUACCUGAUAUUCUGGCAAUAGGGACGCAAGAAUCUUGUUCUGAAAGAUUUGAGUGGGAAGUAAUUUUACAAGAAACUAUUGGUCCAACGCAUGUUUUAUUGCAUGCCGCUUCUUUGGGUACAUUGCAUUUAGCAAUAUUUAUAAGGAGAGAUUUAAUUUGGUUUUGUUCUUUACCUGAAGACACAAGUAUGUCAGUUCGACCCGGUUCUGCAUUUCGCACUAAAGGGGCUGUUGCCAUUUCUUUUUCUCUUUUUGGCACGAGUUAUUUGUUUGUGACAGCACAUCUCACUGCACAUCAGGAGAAAGUAAAAGAAAGAGUUCAGGAUAUAAAACGAAUUAUAAGGUCUCUAGAUUUACCAAAAAAUCUGCCAGUUCGACAUAAAAGUAAAGAUGUUACUCAAAAUUUUGAUUGUGUGUUUUGGUGUGGUGAUUUAAACUUCAGGCUAGGUGAACCACGAGAUAAAGUACUAGAAUGGAUUAAUAAUACAACAUUUCCUCUUCCACCACAAAUGCCUCAUGGCUAUAUGCAUUCUGAUCAACUAACUGCUGUUUUGUCUGAUGGAGCAGCUUUUAAAGGGUUUCAGGAAGCACAAAUUAGAUUUCCUCCUACAUAUAAGUAUGAUCCUGGUACACAAAAAUUUGAUACAUCCUCUAAACAAAGAGCACCAGCAUACACUGACCGAAUUUUAUUUAAAUCGAAACCACAGCAUAGUACUACAAAUUAUCUUCGAAGGAAUAGUGGUGCCCCAAUAAAUAAUGAAAGUCCUUUCUUGGAGUGUUUAUUAUAUGAUUCAGUUCCUAGUAUAUUAACUUCUGAUCAUAAACCUGUUUGGGCAUUAUUCAAAAAUAUUAUCAGACCUGGAAUUGAUACUGUACCCCUUGCUGCUGGACUUUUCAAUAGAGAAGUUUAUUUAGAAGGUGUUAAACGAAGAGCUGUAACUCUAGAAAGAAGUCAUGAUGCCUCAGGUGUUUGUUCACUGCAGUAAUCAAACAAAAUGUAAUAUUGUCUAAUGAAGACAAUAGAUAUAAAAAAUUCUAAACACCUCAUUGAACCAAAUUUAGGGCUUUUAAGAUAUUAUAAGUUUGUAAAUUAUCUAGUCAUUCAUUUUACCUCUAGUCAUUUA